AUGGACAGUGAGUAUACACUAGUGAAUAUAGGUACUCUCUUUUGUCAUUUAAAAUUAAUUUUUGGAUUACGAUUUAUUUCAGUUUAUAUCUGAAUCUUGUCUUAGUAUUAUUUUAUUUAUCGGGAAAAAUAAAAUAAGCCAAACCGUAUUAAUAUAUACAUUUUAAUUAAGAAAUAUGUGUGGCCAAUAAACGUUUAUAACCUUAGUCCGACAUUUUACUAAGUAUUACGUUUGUUUAAAUAUGAAGCUUAUUACACACAAUAUGCUCACAUCAAAGUGUUUAAAAGGUGUUACAACUGGUUACCCACUUUCUAUAAAAGCAACAAAUGUGAAAGUGACAGAAGUAGAUUUUAAUCCAGAAUUUAUUACUCGAAUAAUACCCAAGUUGGAUUGGGACGUUCUUUGGAGUGCUGCAGAUAGUAUUGGUCAUAGCGAAGGACUACCAAAAACAGUAGAACCAAAAUUUGAAGAUGAUGAGGAAUUUUUAAAAAAAGCUCAUAGAGUAUUACUAGAAAUUGAAGUUGAGGAAGGACAUCUUACAUGCCCCGAAUCAGGAAGACAGUUUCCAAUUUCUAAAGGCAUUCCAAAUAUGUUAUUAACAGAAGCUGAAGUUCAAUAAAGUAGUAAAAGUAUAUAA
Galleria mellonella (greater wax moth) is the source of this 637-nucleotide messenger RNA. It is a transcript of the gene Trmt112, whose product is annotated as multifunctional methyltransferase subunit TRM112-like protein. The coding region runs from base 242 to 619 and encodes 125 amino acids. NCBI's taxonomy places the organism in Eukaryota, Metazoa, Arthropoda, Insecta, Lepidoptera, Pyralidae. The transcript is spliced from 2 exons. Gene Ontology annotation, molecular function: protein heterodimerization activity. Gene Ontology annotation, biological process: tRNA methylation; rRNA (guanine-N7)-methylation; peptidyl-glutamine methylation. The record is from RefSeq and is a predicted model, not a curated record.